Molecule: messenger RNA, 930 nt
Organism: Sugiyamaella lignohabitans
Lineage: Eukaryota; Fungi; Ascomycota; Dipodascomycetes; Dipodascales; Trichomonascaceae
Gene: MRPL17
Product: mitochondrial 54S ribosomal protein YmL17/YmL30
Exons: 1
Coding region: 1-930 (309 amino acids)
Cellular component (GO): mitochondrial large ribosomal subunit
Molecular function (GO): structural constituent of ribosome
Source: RefSeq, a predicted model, not a curated record
AUGGCUGGAGCUAGUGUCUCGAGGCGGCUAGUCCAGAGCUCUGGAUUAAAGAAUUUGCAAACAAAUAUAAAUAACUCUUGUAAAAGAUUGUAUUCGACGGAAACUGAUGGUACAAAGGCUUCAACUAGGAGAAUUCUUGCUGGACUCAUUCUCAGUAGAACACCUGUGGUUACGCCUGAAUUAACUGAAUUUGAAAAAGCUUAUUAUCACUAUCAAGAUGAGUUAGAACGCAGGUUGAUGUGGACAUUUCCUUCAUAUUAUUACUUUAAGAAGGGAUCUCUUAGGGAGAGACAGUUCAAUGCCGCUCAGCGAGGACCAGUUCCAAGACAUGCAAAUAUCUGGUAUCCAAAAGGUAUUCCUGAUAUUCAGCACAACAGAGAAAGAAGAUUAAAGCAGGAGAUUGUUAUUCCUCGUCAAAGUGCUGACAAUGAUGGUUUAUUCGGAAACAAUGAGGAAUCUGAUGAUUCUCUGGGUAGGCCAAUUGUUCUUAAUUCCAGACACACCGAGGCUGACGAAAUCAAUGACACUACUUCUUUGAAACGAAAGCUAGACCGUACCUUGUAUUUGGUUGUCAAAGAACAAGAUAAGAAUAUUUGGCGGUUUCCAGCAUUUUCUUUAGAACAAAAAGAACCUCUCCACAUUGCUGCUGAGCGAGGCCUUAGACAGAUUGGUGGUGUAAAUAUCAACACAUGGACUGUUUCAAAUACUCCGGCCGGCGUAACGCGAUUCAACGAAUCGGGCCAAGUUAUUGGCAAGGAAGAAUCCACUGACAGUUCAAAAAGAGAGUUCUACAUUAAAUCACACAUUUUGCAUGGAAAGUUCGUCCCUCAGGAUGGCCAAGACUUUGCCUGGUUGACUCGCGAAGAGCUGGGCAGCAAACUUGAUGAGCCAUAUUACAACAGCGUCGAACCUCUUCUAUCGCUGAACUAG